Cladophialophora immunda is the source of this 2844-nucleotide messenger RNA. RefSeq lists its product as uncharacterized. The transcript has a single exon. Gene Ontology annotation, biological process: carotene catabolic process. The record is from RefSeq and is a predicted model, not a curated record. The coding region runs from base 462 to 2462 and encodes 666 amino acids. Gene Ontology annotation, molecular function: carotenoid dioxygenase activity. NCBI's taxonomy places the organism in Eukaryota, Fungi, Ascomycota, Eurotiomycetes, Chaetothyriales, Herpotrichiellaceae.
CAUUUGUCUUCGCCGGGCUUCCCCUCCUUUCCUUUCGUAGGGUUAGAAUUUUUUUUAGAUGGGCUGCUUGCCCUGAGAUCAAGGCUGCUCACUCUCCUGUACCUCCAUCAUGUGAACCUCAGCUAUUGACCGCCGCUAGCCGACCUCCUCACCUCCAGGGAAGUAAUGGUGUGAGUUUUCCCUUUGGCACUGACAUGUGAACCAGGCCUUUCUCCUCUCCCGUUGCGUGAUCCGAUGCCUGUUGAGCUUGAUCCUUCGGACCCCUCGGACCCCGUUCAACUCCAACAUGUCCGGUCUAGACUGUGACGUCGACCUGGCGUGACCUUCGAAUGCAUUCACGAUCUGAUACAGGUCUUCUCGUAAAUGUUUAGCAGCAACCAACACAUCACCCAACGAUCCCGGAUCGGGCAGUGUCGAGGAAUUCCACCACUGGUCGGCUCUUUCAUGUCGUUUCCUCGACCAUGACCAAGUCGCCUUUCCCUGUGGGUGCAUCAGAUACCUCGAGAACGCCCACAUCCUGUCCGCCCUCGAGAGCAAAGUCCCUUCGAAAUCGCACGAAAAGCCAUUCACAUCCGUACCUUGGCGGCAAUUUUGCUCCCUUGCAGAAGGUCCAAACUCUCGUACCAUGCGUGUACUCUGGGGAUAUACCAAAAGAGCUGGCUGGCGGUGAAUACGUUCGAAAUGGCGGGAACCCUGUAGCAAAUCAAGACUUGGGCCGAGAUGCACAUUGGUUUGACGGUGAUGGCAUGCUCAGUGGUGUCGCGUUUACACGAACUUCCAAUGGUGUCCAACCAGAAUUCGUCAAUCAAUACAUCUUAACCGAUAUCUACCUGUCCACGAUAUCUUCAAGACACCUCCGCGUUCCGAUCCUCCCCAGCAUAGCAACACUGGUCAACCCCUUAACCUCAUUGUACAAACUCAUAGCCAUUGUUUUCCGCAGCAUAUUUUUGGUUUUGUUAUCCCGACUUCCUGGCUCAGCGCAAGCCAUCAAGAAAAUUAGCGUGGCCAACACGGGUGUCUUGUUCCACGAUGGGCGUGCUCUUGCAACCUGCGAAUCCGGACCUCCGAUGAGAGUCGCUCUUCCGGGUCUCGAGACUGUUGGCUGGUUCAACGGGAAGAGAGCAGAAGGAGAGCCGACAGGCGAGGGAUCUCCAGGAUUUGGAGGAGGUGGUGUAUUGCGGUUCAUGAAAGAAUGGACGACGGCCCACCCUCGUGUCGAUCCGAAGACGGGAGAGCUGGUCCUAUUCCACUCGACUUUUGUCCCUCCAUAUGUACAUUAUUCGAUUAUACCUGCGACCUUCUCGCCCGCCGUCCCUUCUUCACCGCUCGAACGACCAAUAAGGCUGCUAAACGCCCCUGUUCCGGGCGUUACAUCGGCGAAGAUGAUGCAUGAUUUUGGUGUGUCCUCCCACCACACUGUCAUCUUGGACUUGCCUCUGUCGCUGGACCCGGUGAACUUGACAAAGAAUAAGCCUGUCAUUUCCUAUGAUUCAACCUCGCAAUCUCGAUUUGGCGUCUUUCCUCGAUACUUUCCACAGCAGAUUGCCUGGUUCCAGACAAAACCAUGCUGCAUUUUCCAUACUGCUAAUACGUGGGACGAUCAGGUGGUUGACAAAUUCACCGGGGAAACGAGGACGAUUGCAGUCAAUAUGCUCGCCUGUCGACUGACUUCUGCCUCGCUUGUUUUUUCCGCAGGUGACAUUCCUGCUCCGCAACGAACGUCCCCUGAGUCGGAUAGCGAAGAAGAACAGUGUCGGCUCUACUAUUAUCAGUUCUCAUUGGCCCAGCCGGGGCACAUAACUCACGAGUUCGGAUUAAGUGCCAUUCCCUUCGAAUUUCCCAACGUCAGGAAAGACAGAACAAUGGGGCAGGCGAGAUAUGUCUUUGGUUGUUCCACUUCUAGAGGUACCUUCGGAGCCGCCCUCGGUCGUGCCGUCAAGAUCGAUUGCUUGGUCAAGGCGGAUGCCGAGACGCUCAUCAAGCGAGGCAAGACCUAUUCCCUCGCUCAGCAUGCUCUUGACUGCGUGGACACGAGGUCUGUCGAUGAGAUCCUUCAUUCUCAGGAGGAGGAUGAUCCCCUCUCAAUCUUUCGCCUUCCGCAAGGCUGGUUCGCCCAGGAGCCGCACUUUGUGCCACGCGAAAGAGGCACUCGCGAAGACGACGGCUGGCUGCUGACCUACGUCUUUGACGAAUCCCAAUUAGACUCCUCCGGGGAAUGUCGCCCCGACGCCAAAAGCGAGCUGUGGGUCAUCGACGCCCGAGACAUGAAGACGGUCGUCGCCCGCGUGCAUCUGACGCAGAGAGUCCCCUACGGCCUACACGGCAACUUCUUCCCCGAGGCGCAGGUCAAGUCGCAGCGGCCCAUUGAGACCAUCCGGGCCAUCAAACAACGGAGCGAGGCCCAGCAGCAGGCGAGCUGGUGGCUGGCCGUCAGGAACAGGCUGGAGAAGGCUCUGGGAUGAUACUUGUCAAGGUCAAAACGAUAAGUUGCAUAUCGUGUACCGGUACUGGUUGGUGCCGUUGAGUGGUUUGGGUCUCUACGAAGUAUACGACGGCGUAGCGUCCGGGAUGGUUAUUAUCCCGGCCGGUAGCAUGGACUAUCGAUCUACCAUUGAACAACGUAUCAAUGUUUCCACACCUCUGCAGUAAAGCUAUUGCCCAGUUGUGGUGGGCCUCAACAGAGUAAAUGAUCCCGUCUCCAGAGACAUAUUGUUUUUCCCCUGUACUCGCUUUGCAAAGUCGUAAACAACGAACGGGAUAUAAAGUUCAUCGAGCGGAACAGCACAGGGCGAUCAAACUAGGGCGAAAACAGGGAAUAGGAGAGUCCCUAGGCGGCGUCAAAUG